This is a messenger RNA of Chenopodium quinoa (quinoa), 2321 nucleotides long. Its product is annotated as NAC domain-containing protein 7-like. NCBI's taxonomy places the organism in Eukaryota, Viridiplantae, Streptophyta, Magnoliopsida, Caryophyllales, Amaranthaceae. Gene Ontology annotation, biological process: regulation of DNA-templated transcription. Bases 850 to 1977 code for a protein of 375 amino acids. The transcript has 4 exons. The record is from RefSeq and is a predicted model, not a curated record. Gene Ontology annotation, molecular function: DNA binding.
AUCCCCGUUUUCCAUUUCUUUCUUUCUUUCUUUCUCAAUCAGUUUGACAGUAGCAAGCUUAGAGCAUAGAAGAAAGGAAGAAAGAAAAGCCAAAUAAACUUAACAACAACAACAUUCCUUAUUCUUCAAGUCCACAUCAAUGGCUGGUACACCAUUAUCUAGUCUUUGAGCUAACGAUUCCUAUACUCUCUUUUUAUUCAUUAUUUUUAAAAGUCGAUCUUUUACUCUCUUUCUCUCUCCUACAUUGGUUUCCGCCAUGUUUUUCUCACCCAUAAUCCUUUAGACUCCAUCCCCAUCCUUCCCCACCAAUCUAGCUUCGUUUCGACAACGAUAGCCCUUACUUGUUAUAUCUCCUUCAUUUAACUUCUGCCCUUUUUCCUUCCUCCAUUCAUUCAUUCAGUCAUUCAUUUAUCUUGUUUUUAUCGGGAUCUGGACCGACAUUAUCCCAAUAACAACCUUCUUCUCAGUUUGUUGCUUAACUACUUUCGUGAAAAAAGAGUGAAAAAUAAAAAGGGGUGUUUUUUUUGGUUGUUGGUUGAGGCAUUUUGACAAACAUCUGUUGGGCACAAUUACCAAGGAGGAGAAUGUUCCUUCUCCUUUGUCCCUUGUACUCUUCUUUUUGCCUCUACUUUUUGGGGUCUUCAUCUGCAAGCUUUGGUUGGGAUAAAACAUCCCUCCUUUUUGUUUGUUAAAAUUUAAAAAGUCAUCUUUUUUUUUUCUUUCUUUCUAGCUUUGAUUUCAGCAAGUAGUGCAACAUUUCUUUCACUUCAUUCAAAUCUGUGGAUUUCUGGAUUCAACCUAAGCCUACUUUAUUAGUUGAAAAUUUAUAUUGUUAAAGACGAAGAAGAUAUGAAUACAUCAACACAAGUUCCCCCUGGAUUUCGCUUCCAUCCAACUGAGGAAGAGCUUGUGGAUUACUAUCUUAGAAGAAAGGUUUGUUCAAGAAGGAUUGAAGUAGAUAUCAUCAAAGAGAUUGAUCUAUAUAAAAUCGAGCCUUGGGAUUUACAAGAAUUAUGCAAAACGGGAGAUGAUGAUCAAAAUGAAUGGUACUUCUUCAGUCACAAGGAUAAGAAAUAUCCAACUGGAACCCGAACAAACCGAGCAACUGCAGCAGGGUUUUGGAAGGCAACUGGAAGAGAUAAGGCUAUAUAUUGUAAGCAUGACUUGAUAGGCAUGAGGAAGACCUUGGUGUUCUAUAAAGGCCGAGCUCCGAAUGGACAAAAGUCAGAUUGGAUCAUGCAUGAGUAUCGACUUGAAACUGAUGAAAAUGGAGCCCCUCAGGAAGAAGGUUGGGCCGUGUGUAGAGUGUUCAAAAAGAGAACUCCCACAACAAUGAGAAGAAUGGGCGGGCAUGAAUCACCAUGUUGGUACGAAGAUCAAGUCUCGUUUAUGUCAGACAUGGAUUCACCUCAACAAGCACCACAAUCAAACAACGCGCUCAACUAUGCCUCACACACUUGCAAAAAGGAACUCAAUCAUCAUCAUCAUCAACAUCAUCAUUUACCUUUCCAAAUUCCUCAAGAGCAUCUUAUUCACCUCCCUCUCUUUGAGAACUCCAAGAUGCUUCUAGCUUCACCUCAUGGUACCGGUAACUACAAUAAUACCGGCCUAGCCCCUUAUGGUAUAGACAUGAGCCUUCACUCCAACAAUGCUACUAUGCAACAAAUUGACAACAACCAUAAUGCAACAAUAUUGAUAGGCAACAACAACAACAACAAUAAUGGUCAAGAUGUUUUGGAUCAAGUGACCGAUUGGAGGGUCCUAGACAAGUUUGUUGCAUCACAACUUAGCCACGAAGAUGUUGCCAAGGGACAUGAUAAUAAUAACAACAACAUCAACAAUUAUUCGUCGAGUAAUGUUGCAUCAGGGAUAUUCCCUACUGCUCCAAUAUCUGAUCACUCGAAUAAGGAAGAUUCAUUAACGGAUAAGACCUCUACACCAACCUCAAGCAGUCAAAUCGACGUGUGGAAAUCAUGAAGUACAUGAGUACAGGUUAUAGAAGGUCAGAGUGAAGUAUAAAGGGACAGGAAGAUUAGGGCUCAGUUUGUACAUAACAAAACUAAUCGAAAUACGAGUUUUGGGCUGAGCUUCUAUGGCUAGCUUUUCCCAUCCACACAUGAUAUGGAGGACUAUAUGAAAUACUAUAUGCAUCCGUUAUGCGCGAUGUUUACUGAUCAAACAAGUCUCAAAAUGUAUGUGUAUACCUUGUGAUUAUUUUUAAUAUGAAUUUUAAUGAUAUUGUAUAAACUUUAUGAAAAUUAAUGUUUUAUCCACAAGUAGUCAUUCUUGUGUGUUUUUAUAUAUAUUGACAUAUUCUUUUA